UUCUCGGUUUACGACAGAGUGUGGGAACGGUGGGUAAGAUGGCGGCGCUGAAGGAGGAGCAGUGCUACGGACUGUCCUGUGGAAGAGUGAGCAACGGCAGUAAUGUCACCGUCUUUCAUGUGAAACUCACUGACAGCGCGCUGAAGGCGCUUGAAGGCUUUCAGAGCAGCAAGGUCCUGUCACAACAGCCAUUGAUUAGAUUUAAUGGAAACCAAGGGAAGAUCUCAAUACCACGGUCAGAAACUUCCAGCGAGCUGCAAAUGUUUUCUUUCGACCUGUCGAAUGUGGGCAGAGAUAACCCUCAGGGCAGCUUCGACUGCAUCCAGCAGUACAUCACCAGCGAAGGGAGUAUUCAGCUGGAUUGCCUGGGUGGGAUCCAGGACAAAAUUACAGUACGAGCCACCGACGACUCCUACCAGAAAGCCAGAGAAAGUAUGGCCCAGGUUGAGGAGGAGACUCGAAGUAGGAGUGCUAUUGUCAUUAAGCCUGGGGGAAGAUAUGUAGGGAAGAAAGUCCAGAUCCGGAGACCGGCACCUGCGCUUACAGAUGUGGCCCCCUCACGGAGGACGUCUCGGCCCGUCCUCAUCUCCAGCAGUACACUGAAAAAAAGCACGACUCAGCACCGGCCUCUCCGUGAGCGCCUCAUACACCUGCUGGCCCUGAAACCUUAUAAAAAACCUGAGAUGAUUUUGAGGUUGCAGAAGGAUGGCCUUUCACAGCUAGACAAAGAGUCUCUGGACAGCCACCUGCAACAGGUUGCCAAUCUGAAUGGGAAAGAAAAUACCUUCACAUUGAAGGAUUUUAUGUAUAAGGAAGUCCAGAAGGAUUGGCCAGGGUACACAGAGGGAGACCAGCAGCUUCUCAAGAGAAUUUUGUCCAGAAAACAGGCCCAGACCAGUUCUGCACCUGUACUAGAGAGUCCUCCCAAAGAGUUGGGAUCCAGUUCUCCAUCUCAGAAACGGCCUGCUGCAGACUUCAUCGACCCUCUUGUCAACAAAAAGCCCAGAAUAUCGCAUCUUGCCAGCAAGGCUGUACCAGUCCAAGUAAAUGGCAAGCUUAGCUCUUCCCGUGGCAGAGGAGAUUCUGGCGGAUCGCUGUCCGGAGCGGCGGUAUCGACGUCCGAAGGCAUCAUAACAUCCGGCUCACAGCCGCUCCCGGUGCUGGACAUCCCUCGUCCUUUCGAGGCGUUAUCGGACGUCAGCAAUGAUUCCAGCAACAACGGGCGCGACUGUGACUCUCAGGAAACGAAACUGUCCGAGAGGCUCAGUCAGCCGUCGUCGCUUUCGUCUGUGUCGACGGUGGCCUACACGCCUAGUGUCGGCACAUCUUCCUCUGGGCACACGGUGCUGGUGGGGCCGCAGGACAAAACCCCUUCACCAGUUAACAACAAAUCCAAAAAGAAGUCAAAAAAGCAUAAAGACAAAGAGAAAAGUAAGGACAAGGGGAAAGGGAAAGGAAGGGAGAAGGGGAAAAGGAUCGGUCAGGAGCCUGUGUCUGAGUCCAAAGCAGCCUGUGAAACGAGCCUGACAAACUGCAACAACAACAGUAUUGCAUUUCAAAGCACAGAUCUGAAUGGGAUGUGCAAAACUACCAGUAUUCCUUCAUCAUCUCCUGAGGUGGCAGAUUAUUUAUUGAAGUACACAGUGAUCACCUCCCAGGAGCAGCGCCAAAGGUAUAAAAACGACUUCAACGCCGAGUACAGUGAGUACCGGGGUCUGCAUGCUCGAAUAGAGGGCAUCACCCGGCAGUUCACCGUGCUUGACAACGAGCUGAAACAGCUUCAACAAGGCACAGACAAGUACAAGUCAAUCCACAAUCAGAUACUUCAAGAGUAUCAUAAAAUAAAAAAGACUAAUCCAAAUUAUAGCCAAGAGAAGAACCGUUGUGAAUAUCUACACAACAAACUGGCUCAUAUAAAGAAGCUUAUCGCGGACUACGAUCAUCAGCAACUUUAAAUGUAGUUAGAGAGCGUGUCCCUGUUACCAGGCAGAUAAAAGGAAAUCUCUGGAUUCCUCUUCCACUAAAACAAACGUCAUGAGAGGACAAAUCCCGUUUGUUGGGGCUAGGCAGGACACAUGAUCUGUUUUCCUUUACCUUUCCCAUUUUUUGUUUUUUUUCUUUCUUUAAGGUUGUGGCCCAGGUCUGUGAGCGUAGGUAGAAGUGGAUCCAGAAAGAUUGUUUCUCAGCAACCUUCCCUGCCUUUUAGUGCACAAAGAAUGCCUGAGAGUUCAUCCUGAAAUAUUCCUACUUUCUCUGAAGAUUUUCCAAAUGAUCUUCCCUGCUUUUGAAACCAGAUGAAAUUAAACUUGGAGAUGCAAACUUCAGAUUGUUCACUGAAUGCAUCUAAUUUGUUUUUGAAUAUUUAAAAAGGAAAAUAGUGACUUGCUCAUCAGUUUUCUCCAUAUAAUUGUAUGCUCACAAAGCUGAAUCUUUUUAUUUAUUAUUUUUUGUCAUUUACCUUUACGUGGGGUUGAAAUUAUCUUACACUCCAUUAGGAAACAAAACACACAAAAAACAAAUCAGUCCUUAAAUGUCUCUUUAUUUUGUGUGUUCACAUCAUGAAUGUCUGCCAGUAUUUUAUUACUCAGAAGCUGCCUUUCCCUUCUAAUUGUCAGUGUUGGCAAUAGUAUUCUUUCUCUAUGUAGAGAUGCAGAAAUUAGUAUUUGAAUCAAAAAGAAAUGCACAGUCUGACACUGGUUUUUGUGUUUGGCUAUUCUCAAACCUUGGAGAUGUCUUAACGGAGGGAGCCGAAGUUCUCAGUCGCUCUCUUUUCCCUGUCGUGUUGAUCUGUGGUGCUCCUUACAGCAGUGGUUCCUACGAGUCCAUGUGCUGACUCCUAAUUGGUACUCCUUUUCAGGAUUUUGUAGCAACAUGAGAUUCAAAGUUAUUUGGGAAAAAAAGUUGUUUUUCAGAUCAGAUCUUUUAUGUUUUAAAUUUUACAUGAUCAUCCUUUGUGUUAUGUUUACUGUAUCUAAAAUGACAAAAAAAAAAAAGACUUCUGUUUUCGGUCUGCUGUUUGACCCUCUUUCUAGCCCGAAUGAGAUGACUGUUAAGACAAAGCCAUUGUUGUUCAUCUCCCGAUCCUUCACGUAGAAGGAGCUGAGUGUUUUGCCUUUUCAAAUGUGAUGUCAACAAUGAAUGGUCCCUGAAAAAUGUCUCGCCUGAACCCGCUGCCUCCUCUGAGAAGCUUAUAAGCAGCAGGAGCGAGUCAUGCAUUUCUUAUAUUGAUCUUUUUAUGUGAAUAUUACAAAUCAGCACUCUCUCUCCUGAUCAUGCUGUUACUGGGUUAGGUGGGUUGGGGAGGGGGUUGUCCAAAAUACACUUUUUCUGUGUAUCAGAAUGCAUGCUAAAUGAAUGUUACAACAAGCAGUCCUUUAUCUCGACCUGGUUGUGGGGGAAAAAUCUGCCCACGAACAUGAAAAUCUGAGCAAGAGGAACCUCUGGCGUCUGUGGAAUCGGUUAGUCGAGGCUCAGACCAGCAUGUACGCCAAAGUGCUGAUGAAGCGAGAUGGCAGAAAACACUUCACCAAACGUUGACAAAGAAGGAUGUUGCAGUGUUCUUUACUUCCCGUUAUCAUUCCUUCAUUUUGUAUAGUUCAUCGCUCUGCACAAGAGGAAGUCAGAAAAUACUCACUUUAAUUCUGUUUUCUGGUAACACUACAUUAAGUUUAAUAGUCAAGCAUGUAUCAAAACGGUGUUGAAUCAUGUGCUGCUGGAUCUGGAACUUGGAUUUGAUGACAUCUGGAUCAGAGAUGUCUGCAGCCAACAUUUCACCUUACCUCCAGAACCACAGCUGUUUUAACAAGGAAUGCCUUUGUCCUCAUCAUCGCUGUGUUUAGUUUUGUAGCGCAUCUCUGUUACGGCUUCAAACCCAUUGUGAAGGAGUUGAUCGGCGUAAGAUGUUUUGAGCCAGUGGAGACAUACCAGCACAGUGCCACUGUAUGAGCUGAUUGUGCCAAAAUGACCUGUUGUAUAGUACUCUUUUUGAUUAUGUACACGCUGCUGUGAAAGCAAGGAGGGCUUUGAAGAUUAGUCAUGAAAUGUCGGCGCUAAAAUCCAAAGUAUGCUUCUUUUCUUUUCUUUUUUUUUCCUUUUGGAAACCAUAAGGGACUGGGACUUAAAGUGACUUGUUUCAAUAAAACUCUCUAAAACCCCUGUGUGGGAAAAUCAGAA
Messenger RNA from Girardinichthys multiradiatus, 4173 nucleotides. RefSeq names its product elongation factor RNA polymerase II (gene ell). NCBI's taxonomy places the organism in Eukaryota, Metazoa, Chordata, Actinopteri, Cyprinodontiformes, Goodeidae. The record is from RefSeq and is a predicted model, not a curated record. The transcript is spliced from 12 exons. The coding region runs from base 39 to 1955 and encodes 638 amino acids. Gene Ontology annotation, molecular function: cis-regulatory region sequence-specific DNA binding. Gene Ontology annotation, cellular component: transcription elongation factor complex. Gene Ontology annotation, biological process: transcription elongation by RNA polymerase II; positive regulation of transcription elongation by RNA polymerase II; snRNA transcription by RNA polymerase II.